AUGGCGAGCUUCUCGAGCCUCUCUACGGGGCUUUCCACUGGUGGUAUUCUCGGGAUGCGCGGUCUGAACGUCUUCAUCCAGGACAUCCGCAACGCGCCGAGCAAAGAGCACGAGCAGAAGCGCGUGGACAAGGAGCUGGCGAACAUCCGCAAGAAGUUCAGGAACACCGACCUGAGCUCUUACGACAAGAAGAAGUACGUGCUCAAGCUUCUGUACAUGUACAUGCUCGGAUACGACAUCGAGUUCGGUCACACGAUGGUCGUGAGCCUGAUCAACGCCACAAAGUUCGAGGAGAAGCAGGUCGGAUACACAGCCACCGCGGUGCUCCUCAACGAGUCUCACGAGUUUCUUCGCAUGGUCAUCAACUCCGUGAGGGAGGAUAUCAUAGGAAAGUUCGAGCACAACCAGUGCCUGGCCCUGGCGCUCGUGGCGAACGUGGGCGGGCGUGAGUUCUCCGACAGCAUCGCGCCCGACGUCCAGCGCAUCCUGUGCUCCCCUACCUGCCUUCCCGUCGUGCGAAAGAAGGCUGCGCUGUGCCUCCUUCGACUGUACAGGAAAAACAAGGAGAUCCUCGUAGCGGAGACGUGGGCUGCGAAGAUGGUCAAGCUCCUGGACAACGAGGAUGACCUCGGAAUAUUACUCGGGGUCAUCUCGCUGCUCAUCGGCAUCGUCAGCCACGACUACCGCGGGUACGAGGGGUGCAUUCCCAGUGUCUGCGCGGUGAUGCAGCGGCUGGCCCGCGCCAGGAGCGUCCCCCAGGAUUACCUCUACUACGGCAUCCCCUCCCCGUGGCUGCAGGUGAAGUGCAUGCGCGUCCUGCAGUACUUCCCCACCCCGUCCGACCCCGACUAUGUUAGGUCAGAGACGGAGGUGAUCCACCACGUCCUCACCAACACCGGCUCGGUCAAGAACGUCAACAAGAACAACGCGCUCCACGCCGUCCUCUUCGAGGCGGUCAACCUGGUGACCAACCUGGAUUUACCCGACCAGAAAUCCCUGCUCGCCGAGUCCGUCGCGGCGCUCGGCAGGUUUUUGGACGUCAACGAGCCCAACAUCGUGUACCUGGGCAUGUCCGGGCUCACCAGGGUGUGCGCGCCGGACACCAUCAAGGCGGUUCAGUCGUUCAAGUCCAAGGUUGUGGACAAGUUAAACGACGCGGACAUCUCCAUCCGGAAGAGGGCUCUCGACCUGCUCUACGAGAUGUGCGACGAGACGGUCGCGAAGGACAUCGUCGACUCCCUCCUGCGAUACCUCAUCACCGCGGACUUCGCCAUCAGGGAGGAGUUGGCGCUGAAAACCGCGGUGCUGGCGGAGAAGUACAGCGCGGGUAACGCCAGAUGGUACCUCGACGUGGCUUUAAAACUCGUGGAGAAGGCUGGCGAUUUCAUCUCCGACGACGUGUGGCACAGGGUGGUUCACGUGGUGACGGACGCCCCCGAGCUGCACGUUCACGCCGCGAGGGUGGCGCUGGAGAAGCUGAGGCUUAACUCGUACGAGGAGAAGUUUGUCCGUCUCGCCGCGUACUUUCUCGGCGAAUUCGGCCACAAGCUCGGCGCGUCCGAGCCCCCGUUUGCAUACGCCAAGCUGCUCUUCGAGCACUUCAAGACGUCCUCCCCGACCACGCAGCAGAUCAUCCUCACGGCGCUGGCUAAGAUAUCAAUGCACCCCGGCGCGGACGAUGACCUCCGCGGCAGGCUGGGUAUGCUGUUCAGGCAGCACGCGUCGAACAAGGAGGUUGAGCUGCAGCAGAGGGCGGUGGAGUAUUACGUGAUGACCAACGUCGGGAACAACUCUCAGAAGCUGAGGAGCGUGAUGGACCCCAUGCCGGAGUGGAACACGGGCAGCAGGCAGAGCAAGCUGGAACGCCACCUCGCCACGCAAAACGCGGAGGCUGCGGACGCGGUGCGGGUGAACAAGGCGCGGGGCGGCGGCGCCAUCGCGCCAAUCGCGCCCCCGCCCGAAGACGUCGAGCCGGGGACGCCCAUACCCACGAUGGGAAUAGCGGAUCUUCUGGGCGGGGCUCCGGUGCCGAGGGUGAACGGGAACGGUCCUGCGGCGGCUGCCGCGGGUGGGGAGGCGAACGGCGCGGCGGCGUCGCCGGCGGCUGCGCGAUGGGGCCAGGUCAGGGCGGCGGUGGUUGACCCCAUGAGCGACCUCCUGAGCGGGCUCGGGGUGCACCCGGGGCAGCCCGCGGCGGCGGCGCCUUCGGCCGCCCCCGCGGCCGUCGUGGAUCCGCUGGCCGCCUCCGUCGCGGGUAUGGGUCUGUCCACGGCGCACGCGGCGCCCCAGUCCAACCCGGUCCCCACGAUCAACGUCGCGGAUUGCCUCAAGAAGCUGUACGCGGCGGACAACGGCUUGCUCUACGAGGAUCCCAACGUGCAAAUCGGGGUCAAGUCGCAGUGGCAGGGUAACCAAGGACGGGUCAUGUUCUACGUCGGCAAUAAGAGCCCGGGGACGCUGACCGACGUGGCGCUGGAGCUGACUGGCAACGUCCAAGGGCUGCACGCGAGGCUGGCGGCGCUCCCCGCGCAGCUGGAGCCCAAGAAGCAGCAGCAGGUGCUGCUCGAGCUCGCCGCCGCGGGCGGCUACCGCGCCGCGCCGGGCCUGAGCCUUCGGUACUCCGUCCCGGGCCAGGCGCCUGUUCAGGUCCCGCUCAAGCUCCCGUACGGCCCGCAUAGGUUCAUGCAACCCUGGAGGCCCGCGAACCCGCAGGAAUUUUUCGCCAAGUGGCAGGAAGCGUCGGCGCGACACUCCGAGGCGAAGGUUGUCACGGUCGCGCCCGCGAUGGCGCAAGGCGGGUUGGCCGCGAUCCAGGCGGCGCUCUCGUCCGUUCGGAUGACCCCGCUGCCCGGAAUCGAUCCCAACCGAAAGAAUCUCACCGCCGGGAGCUUCGCGCGGUACGGCGGCGCGAACGGCGCCGAGACGUUCGCGCUCGCGAGGGUAGAGUCGGAUGCGAACAAUCCCGCGGUGUUUCGCGUUACAGCAGCGUCGGUUGACGCCGCCACGGCCGGCGGGGUGCUGGAGGCGAUCCUGUCGCAGAUCGUGCCGUGAAAAGGAGGUGGUUUCGGCGGAUGCCCGUAAGUCUUAGCAGAUGCGGUGGUUGUGAAUUACACGAGAUGCUGUAC
Messenger RNA from Micromonas commoda, 3125 nucleotides. Its product is annotated as alpha-adaptin protein. The record is from RefSeq and is a predicted model, not a curated record. NCBI's taxonomy places the organism in Eukaryota, Viridiplantae, Chlorophyta, Mamiellophyceae, Mamiellales, Mamiellaceae. Gene Ontology annotation, molecular function: clathrin-cargo adaptor activity. Gene Ontology annotation, cellular component: membrane coat; AP-2 adaptor complex. Gene Ontology annotation, biological process: clathrin-dependent endocytosis; intracellular protein transport. Bases 1 to 3051 code for a protein of 1016 amino acids. The transcript has 2 exons.